Osmerus eperlanus (European smelt) is the source of this 3053-nucleotide messenger RNA. It is a transcript of the gene slc46a1, whose product is annotated as solute carrier family 46 member 1. Lineage: Eukaryota; Metazoa; Chordata; Actinopteri; Osmeriformes; Osmeridae. The record is from RefSeq and is a predicted model, not a curated record. The coding region runs from base 210 to 1694 and encodes 494 amino acids. Gene Ontology annotation, cellular component: plasma membrane. The transcript is spliced from 6 exons. Gene Ontology annotation, biological process: transmembrane transport. Gene Ontology annotation, molecular function: transmembrane transporter activity.
UUGAUUUAUGGUUCAGAGUUGCGGGGUUAUGUUCGACUGUAAUUUGGACUGUAAUUUGAAGACGGUUAACAAAGUGAUUUUGACUAGAAAAUCCCUACUAUUCUAAAGUGUAUAGAAACAGUUUAAGGAAGUAGGUUAUGUCGGAAAGACAAACGAAUUUCUCAGAACUCGACUAAUCUUUCAAAAUAAUUAGAAACUGUAGCUAAACUAUGGAUGAUUCAGACACCACAGCAAUUCUGCCAGAUGAUACUCUAUCAUAUCGGAACGAUGAAACCUCGGGUAAGGACUCAUUUAACCACCACGACGAGGCUGAAGAAGAAAAGAGUAGCCCAAGACCGCCGUUCGCUUGCCCCCUUUCAGUUUCCGUAGAGCCAGUGUUAUUUCUCUCCAUGUUUUCGCUGGCGCUGCAGAUGCCACUGUCUACGCAGUACUUGUGGGACCGCAUAAGUGAAGACCUUGGUUACAAUGGCUCCAAGGCAGAGGGAUGUGGCAACACGUCUAGAAUCCCUGAUCCACUUGAAAAGGAAGUGGAGACCAUGACUGCUCACUGGAACCUUUACAUCAACCUGGGGGGGUUUACUGUGGGGCUGUUUGUGGUGACAUUACUGGGCUCCUGGAGUGACCUCAGAGGGCGCAGGCCGGUCCUCAUCCUACCCAGCUUGGGAAUGGCCCUCCAGGCCUCCAUCUACUUGCUGGUGAUGUACCUAAAGCUGCCUGUGGCCUGGUUCCUCUUGGGCAGACUGCUCAGUGGCCUCUCAGGGGACUUCAACACCCUCCUGGCUGGCUGCUUUGCUUACGUGGCUGACACCAGUGACCGAGGCUCCCGCACUUUUAGAGUGGCAGUGUUGGAGGCGUGCCUGGGCUUAGCAGGCAUGCUGGCCAGCAUCAUCGGAGGGCAGUGGCGGAAAGCACAAGGAUACAUAAACCCUUUCUGGCUAGUCCUGGCCACCAACCUGGCUUCUGCUCUGUACGCCUACCUGUUUGUCCCAGAGUCUGUGACUCCUGACUCCAGUGCUAAACUCUUCACCCCACGUCACCACCGGGCAGUGUACUGCCUCUUCUCCAUUGAGGGAAGCACAAACCAGAUUGAUGGAAAGUUCCAUCGCUACAAGUUGUGGCUCUACACUCUAUGUUUCUUCAUAGUAGUGACUGUGCACUUUGGCAGCAGGGAGCUGUUUGUGCUGUAUGAGCUGAGUGCUCCUCUGUGCUGGGGCCCUGGUCUGAUAGGAUAUGGAUCUGCAGCCCUGCACCUGACCUACCUGAGCAGCCUUCUGGGGUUAAAGGUCAUGCAACGCUGCCUGGAGGACACAUGGAUAGCCAUGGUGGGUCUGGCAUCCAAUAUAGCUGGCCUGGUGGUCAUCUCAGUGGCAAACACUACGGUCCUCAUGUUCACAGGGUAUGGGGUAUGUUGUCUUGCCAUGGCAUCCACUCCAGUCCUCAGGUCAAAGUUGUCAAAGUUGGUGGGCCCUUCAGAACAAGGGGCCCUGUUUGCCUCUGUGGCCUGUGUGGAGGAGCUGUGUUCUCUUGUGGCCAGUGGUGUCUUCAACUCUCUCUACCCAGCCACCCUGCACCUCAUGAAGGGCUUCCCUUUCCUCUUCGCUGCCAUCCUCCUCCUCAUCCCAGCAGGGAUCAUGGGGAUACUGGAGUUCCAGAGUCAAAGAAGAGACACAAGAGAUGAUUCAACAACAUCCUGACAGUGAAAAAUCAAGGAAUCAAGGACACAUCAAAGAGAAAGGAAACCUAUCUUUUUAUGGCUUGCAACUGUCGUUUCACUAAAGUAGCUCUUGGAAAGUCAGCAGACAGUUAUUAGAUUGCACAAAGGGGGGAUUCUUUAGCAGUGAAAACCAAAGACCCCAAACCCAUUGACUGACAUUACAUACAUUGACUGAAACAGUACUGUAGAUCUUGUAAUGUGAGACAGAGAUUGUAUGCCUUUUUUUACACAUUUAUUUUAUCUCAAAUCCCAAUGUAAUGUGCACUGACAGGCAAAUACAGAGGCAGUACUUUCUAAUCAAUCAUAAUGCAAUUUUCACUCACAUCCUGUUUUACUUGUUUAAAAUCAGAAAGUGCUGACUGAGCUCUAACAGUGAACUGAUAUAGAAACCGAGGGAUAAAGAAAAAAGUCAUUUGUUAGGGAUGACUGAUUAAAUGUCAAGUAAUGAAACUGAUAUUUCUAAAUUGUGGUAGCAUUUACAGCACAGGGAAUCACUUACAGGUGAUGACCACACUUCCCAUUGACAAAAAAAUCUGGCUCAGGCUUUUAUCUUGUAAAAAAUACUCAAUAUCCCAAAACAAGCGUUAAAAAAACUCCAACAAAUGUGAAAUUUAAUAAUGCAGUCAUGAUAUUGCAAGGUUAGUGAAUAGAUCAACCUCUGUCAAACAUGUCCAGACGCAACCAUUAAUAUUACUGGGCAUAUGGCCUUUCAUUGGCUUUCUGCUGCAGUCUGGGAUUACUAAAUUACAAUGCUGCCCAUACCAUCCACAACACUGAUGGUCCCUCUGAAACUCCCUGAUGUACCCUUAUCGAACUACAUGACAACCCAGGAGCACAAGGCCACAGCAAACACACACUCUUUCACACACACCAGGUCAGGCCACAGUAUCAGAAGGAACGGGAUCUUCCAUAACUGGUUUAAAUGGCUCAAGGGGAGAGGAUAGGUUAACAAUGGCAGCAACACUGUCACACAGUAUUUUUUUACAUACAUAAUGUUCCUGGAUUGGUGACAGAAAAUCAAGCGAGAAACUUUUCAGGAUCUAACCUCCUGGCCUGGAUUUUCCUGUGCAGUAUACAUUUUGUAAUUUUUUCAUGCAAGUGCAAUUAAUUUAUAGUUACCUGAUAAAGUAUUGAAAUUGUUUAUAUAUUUUCAACAAUUGACUUUUAAAGUAUUUUUGCUGAACUGUGAACAAUUAUGAAAAUAAUCAUGCAUAUGAGAUCGAGAAUGUGAUUUACUGUCCUUAAUGUAAUUUAUUGCACUACAAAUAGAAUACUCAGGGUUAAUUUAGUUUCUCACGUGUCUUCAAAUGAUUGCAAACAAUAUAAUCAUUAUUUGAUU